UACAAAAAUAAGUUGAUGCGAUGUUUACUUACAAGUAAAAUAAAUCUAUUAUUUACAGAUUUAAAGCAGACCAUACUUUUGUGUUGUCUAAAACUUACUAAACAAGGGACAGAUGAUGACGACGAAAUGAAAACUGAUAAAGAAAAUAAAGUAUUGGAAUACGAGACUUUUUUGAAUGACCGACUUAAACUAGACUUGAGGAAUGUACUGGAACAACGAGACAAAAUUUAUGAAGAGAUUUCUGAAUAUUUACAGUUGCAAUCCACAAUACAUAAAAUUCGGGAAGACAUCAUUCCAGAGUGUGAAUUAAAAACUAAAGUGGAUCUUGGUUGCAACUUCUAUGUUCAAGCUAAUGUGUCUGAUCCAUCUAAAAUCUGUGUUGCUAUUGGUUUUGGAUUCUUCCUUGAAAUGACUUUGCCAGAAGCCUUGUCUUUCAUCAGUAAGAAGACAGAAAGAUUACAGGAAAAGGCAGCUGAACUUACUCUUGAAGCCUGUAAAAUAAAAGGCCACAUUAAGCUAGUUUUAGAAGGGCUACGAGAACUUCAGGGUUUACCCAAUGAGACUAUCAAGCCAUACAGAGAUGUUUUGUCGUAAUACUAUCAUUGCAUUUAUUUGAAAUAUGUCGAUGUAUAUUCUGCUAAAUAUUUUUUCUUUUGAACAUUUCAGUAUUACUAAUGUUUAUGACCAAUUGUAUAUUAAAGAAAAUAAAUAAAAAAAAUAAAAUAAAGAAAUAAAAAGUCUGAAUAUUAAAUUUGAUAUAAUACUUUUAAUAUUGUACAUUCAGCGCAGAGGAUAACAAACAGUAAACAUGUAGCCUAGGAUAAGUUCAACACUGCAGCCUUAACCUUCAUUGUUUAAGGUUGUACAGGAAAUGUUAACAUGAACACUGCAGGAAAAAAAAAAGUUGAACAUAAAUGCAACUAGGAUACACAAGUUUUCUCUCAUCUUUACAUGAAAAAAUGUAUUAGUAAAAAAACAUGAUUGUUUAAAAAAAAAAA
Molecule: messenger RNA, 998 nt
Organism: Biomphalaria glabrata
Lineage: Eukaryota; Metazoa; Mollusca; Gastropoda; Planorbidae
Product: protein UXT-like
Exons: 5
Coding region: 16-594 (192 amino acids)
Biological process (GO): negative regulation of transcription by RNA polymerase II
Molecular function (GO): transcription corepressor activity
Source: RefSeq, a predicted model, not a curated record